AUGUCCAAACGCUCAUCUAAACUCGACUCUAGCUUAGACCUUGACCUUGCCAUUACCGCAAGAAUUUUGACGCAUAAAUUAAGUGCUUGGAGUAUGCCUCCAUACUCCGAGUUCUCUGAAUUAGCUUCUUCGUUAGGCCCAACCUCCUUGCAGGAGGUUGUACCUCCGUUCCCCGAGGAUUAUCUGGAAAAGGUCUUGGACUCUCUUCGUGGUGGAGAAUCCUCCUGUACCAACUACAGGAGUGGUGACACCACCUCUGGAGUUUGAGGCAUUACUGAAAUAACACCUGCUGAUGUGGAAGAUGAUGACAAACAGGCAUGAUCCUUAGGAUCACCCGGCUUGUCAGGUUUUGUUCCAUAUUCUAAAAACAGCGAAAGCUGUGAUAAUCUUUCCAAACCUAACAUACCACCCAGUUCUCAAAAGGCAUCAAGGAAGAAGACUGAACAGAAAUAUGAAAAGAAAAAUAUCUACUAUAAGGCUAUCUUUCGUGACAUUAGGAGGUAUUUUUGAGAAGAGCUAAAAGCUCAUUCCUCCUCCCGUUUCCUGAGUGAAAACAUUUUGGAGUUUUUAAGGUCCAAGAUCCCAAUUUGUCAGGUGAACGAGCAAGAAAUGGUAUCAAUCCUAGGGCCAUUUCUCAACAAUAAUAAGUAUAUGUUGGAGGGACCUGAAAGGAAUGACCUUGACCACAAAUGAAUCUUGGAUUGCUUGCAUAACUUCACUCUUACCAAAAUGAAGAGGGUAUUGGCGUAUCCAGCCAUUAAAACUCUUGUAAAUUACUACCACGCACAUACAGUGGUCAGAGGAAGAUCUGCGAGGGUCGAAUCCCACAAAACCAUGAAAAGACAGCCCCAAAAGUACUUGGACGUGCUUGAGAAAAUUUUGGAUAUUGCUAACAAAACGUAGGCCAGACGUCGUAGUUCCUUUUAAAAUUAUUAAAUUUAAACAAGGUUAUAAAUCACAUGUUUUUGGGUAACUUCCUGCUUUUAGUCCACACUCUUUCGGAGCGAGGCAACUCCCCGACCUAGUUAUAUUCUGGUUAAAUACAACCGUUCUGGGCGGCAUUUACAGGCCUGUAUUCGAGAGGAUAAUGUCCUUGAUUUCUUUAGCCGGAUGGAUUUAUUCAUGUGCAAUUUUUCCUCCAUGACAUAAAGCGAAAACUUCA
Moneuplotes crassus is the source of this 1162-nucleotide messenger RNA. The record is from the annotation of a GenBank genome assembly. Lineage: Eukaryota; Ciliophora; Spirotrichea; Euplotida; Euplotidae.